GACAUCCAACCAAAGGUCUGGGACCUUUGGGUUGACUUUCAGACAAAACAGUCUCUGGCUAUUGUGGAAAAAUUAUUCCUCUUCAAGGUUUAAGAGAUGAAUGGAGAAAAAAUUUCUGGUGGCACAAUUCAAGAGCCACAGGAAGACAAUCACAAAUUAAUGAUUUAAAAAUAUAAAGGAAGCUAAUACUAUGGUUCAAAACUGGGCUUUGAGUCAGACACGUGGAGCUUUGUUUUCCCAUUGGGUCACCUUAAUAGCCUUGAGGCCUUGAGCAAGUUAGCUACCCAAGCUUUUCUGAGUCUGUUUUUUCCUCUAUAAAAGCAUUGCAGUUAAUCCUACCAUAGCAGAGUUGUGAGGGAAUAAGGAAAGCGAGACCCUUAACAGAAUUCCUCAACUGGUAAGGGCUCUGCUCAGCAAGGAGUAGUUAUUUUGGUCGGGAUUAAGGGCCCCUCAAAUAGCGCCGCUGGAAACCUAAAGCCUGACGAACCUGCUCUGCAGGAAUGAGGCGGGGCCGGUGCCCUUCGUCCUUUCGACUCCCUGGGGCAGCCGGAGCCCGCGCCCCUUGGCUGGUGACUGCCCGUCGCCCAAAAGGCCCGCCGGCAUCUGCCUAACCCGGGGCGGGGAGGGCUCGGGGAGGUUGGCAGACGCGCCGGGAAGAGGAGAAGCGGAGCCCAGGCCCCAGAUGCUCAGUGGCGCAACUUCUUGACGCCUUCUAUUUAAAGGCUCGGGGCUCGCCCGCCCCCCCGGCCGCGAACCCGAGGCGCCCCGCCGGGCCGGGCCGCGGCGCAGUCGGAGGGAGAACACCCGGCGCGGAGGGGCGGCCCGGCUCCGGCUCCGGCCCCGCAGGCGCGAUGGCGAGCAGCGACAGCGACCACGCGGCGGAGAGCGCACUCGGCUCCGACCCGGACGAGGGGGCGACCCGAGAGCUGGAGACGGAGGAGGAGGACGACGACACGGCGGCGGAGUCGGAGGGGGAGCCGGACGCAAGUUUAUCAGACCAGGAUGAAGAAGGCAAGAUCAAGCAGAAGUGUAUCAUAUCUGAUCCCUCCUUUUCCAUGGUGACAGUUCAACGGGACGAUAGUGGAAUAACCUGGGAGACCAAUUCAAGCAGGUCUUCUACUCCUUGGGCCUCAGAAGAAAGUCAGACUUCUGGUGUGUAUAGUCCAGAAGGGUCGACUAUGAAUUCUCCUCCAGGGAAUGUUUCCUUUAUUGUGGAUGAGGUUAAAAAAGUUAGAAAAAGAAGGCCUAAGUCAAAGCAUGGUUCACCAUCAUUGCAUCGAAAAGGCAACAAAAAAAGAAAUUCUUUUGAAUCCCAAGAUGUGCCAGCAAACAAAAAAGAUCCUUUAAUUUCAGAAACCCAGGUACUAAGUGCCCAGAAAGAGAAGUCAUCUACUGGCAUAUAUGAUAAAAUGAGAAAAAAGAAGACCACCUCAGAUACACCUCCUAUUACUGGGGCCAUAUACAAAGAACACAAGCCAUUAGUGUUAAGGCCAGUCUACAUAGGAACAGUAGAAUAUAAAAUCAAGAUGUUUAAUUCAGUUAAAGAAGAAUUGAUUCCUCUACAAUUUUAUGGAACAUUACCAAAGGGUUAUGUAAUUAAAGAAAUACAUUAUAGGAAGGGGAAAGAGGCAUCCAUUAGUCUAGAGCCAGGUUUGGGCAGUCGUGAUUCUAAUAUAGUUUCCAAAACAGGCAAAUUAGUAGCCCAAAGCACAGAAGACGAUAAAGUAAAAGAGCUUGCGUCACCCUGGAGAGGUGCACUCUCCAAACAAUCAAAGUCCCUGACCUCCUUAUUCAGGCAUGAAGAUCAACAGAAAAUUUACUUUGAUUCUCCCCUAAAGACUACGUCUGCCACCAAGCACACAAAUAAUCACACAUCAGAACAAGAAACAGAGCUCAGCCCAUCACAGUCCAUGCAACAACAGCCAGGCAAUGAAGCAAAACCCUGUGAAACUGUGCCUUCUUCUCUUCCAUCUGAUAUAUCUGCAACGGUGGUGCUGGAAGCAGCCAAGGAGGAAUUUGAGCCUGAUUCACAAGAAAUUGUAACUUCAGAGUGUGACUCUUCAGUCUCACCAACUUUAAUGGAUGAGAUAAAGAAGGAGGAUGUGUAUUCUGCUGACCAUUCCAUUUCACUGCAGGCAGAGAAGGAAUCUCUGGAAACAUGUGCACCAGGUCUGGCAGCAUCUAUCCCAGAAGAUUUUGGCACAGAGAGAGAAGAACUGGACCUGACUUCACUAGAAAGGGCAGAACCAGUCUCGGAACAACUGGCUCCUCCUCAUCUCAGUGUUAAAGGAAAGAAGGAAGAAAACAUACCUGAGUCGUCCAUUUCUCUUUCUGAACCUCUAGAGUUAGAGGAACCAGAAGAAGAAGAAACGGAAGCGUCUCUACCAAUAGCUGCUUCCCCCGAACCUGAAGAUUCCAAUUUAGUGGAAGAAGAGAUCAUAGAGCCUGAUUACCCAGGAAGUCCAUCAUUUUCAGAGAAGCCCUUCCCACCACGUUUGGCCCCUGAAGUGGACUGGAAAGAAGAGGAGACCACUCUCCCACUACUGACAACACCCGAACAGGUUGCUUUGUCUGCGGAAGAAAGAGAGGAAAAUGAGUCUGUUUCCACUGAUUCAGAGCAUUCAGUCCCACAGGAUUUGAACCAUAAACUAGAGAAGCAAGAAGUUGAGCCAGUUUCUCUAUUCAAUAGAAAAGCUAUAUCUGAACAUAAAGUUUUGUCAGAAGAGGAGAAUGAGGAAUUUGAACCUUAUUCCCCCAGUGUAACCUCUGCCCCUGAACACUCUCUCUCACCGUCCACAAAUGAGAAGCCUUCUGAGCGCCAGUCCCCACUGUUUUCAGCUGCUGCACCAGAACCCAUGGUCCUGUCAGAAGAGGGCCUCGAAUUUAAGUGCAUCACACCAGAUUCAGCACUGACUUCCCAAUAUGCAGUUCCACCAAAUGUAACACAGGAGUCCUCAAAGGACAUAAUUGGUGAUGUGUCCUCAUUAACGUCAAAAGAUGUUUCUGAGCACACGGUUCUCUCAGAAGAGGGGGAAGACACUGCAUUGUACCCCCCAGAUGUGGUCUCUGCAUCUGAUCACUCUCUCCCAUCAUGUGCACCAGAGAAGCAUUCUGAGCACCAGUCCCCACUGGUUUCACCUGCUGCAUCAGAACCCACGGUCCUGUCAGAAGAGGGCCUCAAAUUUGAGUGCAUCACACAAGAUUCAGCACUGACUUCCCAAUAUGCAGUUCCACCAAAUGUAACACAGGAAUCCCCAAAGGAAAUAAUUGGUGAUGUAUCCCCAUUAACGUCAAAAGAUGUUUCUGAGCACACAGUUCUGUCAGAAGAGGGGGAAGACGCUGCAUUGUACCCCCCAGAUGUGGCCUCUGCAUCUGAUCACUCUCUCCCACCAUGCGCACCAGAGAAGCCUUCUGGGCGCCAGUCCCCACUGCUUUCAGCUACCCCAUCUGAACAUGUGGUCCUAUCAGAAGAAGAGAUGGAGAGGUACACACCCUCUUCCACCUCUCUUUCUGAAUUUUCAGUACCACCAUGUGCAUCACCAGAAUCACAGGAGGAGGAAAUUGUCUACAGAUCCCCUUUAAAUCUAAAAGGUGCCUCCUCACCCAUGAAUUUCUCAGAAGAAGAGCAAGAAGACAUCGGACCUUUUUCUCCAGACUCCGCAUUUGUGUCAGAAUUCUCAUUUCCACCCUAUGCAAUUCAGGAAACAGAGAAAAGAGAAUUUGAGUGUGAGUCUCCAAUAUGCUUAACAUCACCAUCUGAACACACUAUUUUAUCAGAUGAAAACACCGAAGAAGCUGAACUUUUUUCUCCAGACUCAGCUUCACAAGUUUCGAUGCCCCCAUAUAGAACCUCAGAAACAAACAAAAAUGAAAUUGAGCACGACUCACUGUUCACUGCAGUAUCUGCUUCAGGAUAUUCCUGCUUUUCAGAAGCAGCUGAGGAAGACAUUGCGCCCACAGCUAUUACACCUGUACCAGAGUAUCCCAGUUCGUUACAGAAGCAACAAGCUGAACCUUCCCCUUCAGUGUCUGUACUUGAAGGUUUGAGUGUGCCACCUUCAACAAAUAAAACAGAGAUGGCAGAAAUUAAGCCAGAUGUUCAAACAAUCUCAGCAUCUGUAUCUGAAUAUCUCAUUUUGACACAGAAGCACUUAACUGAAACACUUGUAGAACCUGAGUCUGAAGACUCAAUUCUGCCACAUUUAACCAGUGAAUUGGAGAAAGGAGAAAUUAAGACUAGUCCAUCAGUUGCUGUAACGCCUAUUUCUUUACCUGCACAGUCGUCCACUGUAAAGGAAGAAACCAAACCUGUUUUGCCUGCCUCUCAGCAUUCCAUUUCACCUGAUUCAGUCCUUGCAAUUAAGAAAGAACAAGAACCCAAUGCACCACUCACUCCAAAAGCUGCAAAUGAACAGCUGGCUUUGUUGAAAGUUAAAAAUAAGGAAGAAAUUGUGCCUGAUUCUCAAGAAGCUACAGUGCAUGUAUCACGGGAUCAAGAAAUGGAGCCUCAGUCCCCAAAUGUUCCAGGGUCUGGGAUGAAAUACUCAGUUCUGCCUGACUUGGUAGAUGAGCAGGAGAAAGAUGUCAAACCCAGUUUAGCUUCAUCUGUGACAUCUGAACUGGAACAGAGGAUGCUGUCAGAGAAUGAGCCUAAACUGUUACAACCAUGUUCACCUCAAAAGGAAACAUCUUUAUCUGGGCCUGAGAAUUUUUCAGCAGUGAAAAUGGAAGUGAAACAUGAUUCUAAAAUAACUGGUACACCUAAAACACUGCAGUCAUCUUCACCAGGAGUGGAGAAAGAAGUUGAACCUGGACCAUCUGCACCAGAAUUUUCAGCUUUAUCAGAAGAAAUAAAGAAAGAAAUUGAAUCCAGCUCUUCAAUAACCACAACAUCUAUAACUAAGCAUGAUUCAAGCUUAAUCAAAUUAGCAAGAGAAGAAAUCCCAACAGAUUUACCUCCUCUUACCAUGCCUAUAGAACAUCCAAUCUUAACAAAAGUAGGAAAGAGUGAAUUAGGAAGCAGUUUGCCAACACUGGUAAUAGCUACAGAUGAACAUUCACUUUCUAAAGAAGAAGAAAAGGUAGCAAGUAAAGCUAAUUCUUCUCCCACUGAAGCUUCUGGAUCCAAAUGUCAAAUUUGGUCAGAAGCCAAGAAGGAAAUUAAAUUUGAUUCACCUCCAAGCGUAUCUUCUGUAUCAGAGAAUUCUAUUUUGUCAAAGGUAGAAACUGAAGAAGUUAAACCUGGGUUGUCAGUAAUCAAAACAUUGUCUUCUCAGGAUUCAGAUGUAUCAAAGGCAACAAGAGUGGAAAACAGUCAAAGUCUUUCAUUUUCUACUGUCCUUGACUCUGAACGUUUGGUCUUAUCACAGAAAAAGAAUCACGUGUCUGCCUCAGAGGGGUCAGGGCCUGAACAUGUGCCUUCUCUCUGCCUAGGUAGUAAGAUAAAGAAAAAAGAAACUGAACUUCCUUCCUCACAAAAUGUGUCACCUGCACCCAGACAUAUAGUUCCAAAAAGAGGCAAAAGUGAGGAAAUGGCAACUUCUCCUCCCGAGUUGGAAAAUUUAGUGUCAGAAAAUUUAGCUCCAACAUUACCAACCCUCAGUGAUGAUAAGAACAAACAGGCAAUGGAGACAUCUUCUCCAGCUCAGGGAGAUUUCCUAUCAGAAAAACAAGAUCUUGCUCUGGCAGAGCUUUCUUUGGAAACUGAGGAGAAAGACAAGCCACCCCAAGUGUCAGAAUUACCAAGUGCUGGGUCAGAAUUCACUGGUGGUUGUGGUAGGGCAAGUGGAUCCAUAGAUAAAAAACAGAUAAAAUCUCCCAUAACUGAAAUAGCUGAUUCUGCCUUAGAAAAGGGCCUAGCUGAGCUUAGGAGCAGAGAAGAGGGAAAAGAAGAAAACAGGGAACUCCGUGUGUCAGCUACAGUGCCUGAAAUUCCAGAGGUUCCAUCAUACCUUAGGAAGGAAACUCAGAAUCAAGAAAUUCAAUCUUUCUCUCCCGAGGCAGUCAACUUAGGGUCAAAAGAAGCAUUUACCUCUCUAGUUAAAGAAGACAGCCCAGAACUUCAGCCAAAUACCUUUUCUUUAAGAGGAUUAUCAGAGGAGUUGAAUCAUUCAGAUGACUUUAAAAAAGUAGUGAAACAAGAAAUAAGCCCAUUACUGCCAACAGAAAGCUUGAAGGCACAAGUGGCGGGAGAUAUUAUAACAAAACUAAAUGAAGAAACAGACCAACCAAAUUCAUUCCAUGUGCCCCAGAGUAUACCAGACCAAUCGAAGACUGCUGCUUCUGUCCCUGUGGAAAAAGAGGAUCCUGAAAGCAUACUUUAUUCAGAUCAAGUUGUUAAAUUACCUGAUGUAAGCAGGUCUUUUGCAGAUAAACAAGAUCUGGGUAUUAAACAAUUUUUGUUUAUGAAAGAGAAUUUGCCUUUGGAAGAAUCACAGCUGUUUAUGACACCUGAGCCUACAGAUGUUAAAGAAACACAAAUGAAAGAGACCCUGCUUUCUCUAAAGAAUGAAAACUGGCUGCUGGAAAAGCCAGAAAGGGACUUGACAAGUCAUCCUGAAGGAAGAGUCCUGGGGUCUGUGCAGCUGGUUUCCUCUGCCAGCAGUGAUCUGACUACAGGGCAGCUCAAGGCUGCUGUACCGGAUAAAGACCGUACAUGGGAAAUCGGAAAGCAGGUUCAGCCACAUUCUGCUGAAGAAUCACCUUUAUCAUUCCAAGAAUCAGUAUCUACUCUCAAUACCUCUAAUGGUAACAUAGAGACCUUAUCAACUAAACCUUACUCUCCUGAAGAAAUAAAACUGUCCCCCAAACCAAAGUCUUUAGUUCCAGCUGGAAAUGUAGAGAGAAACGAAGCAGAGAGGAAGCAGACACUUUCUUUCGUAGAGAGUGAAAGCUUGAUAUUGGAGAAAGCAAACAAAGAAUUUUCCCUGCCUUGCAAAGAAGACCUUAAGGAGGAAAUAAAACUUCCUUCUGAAAGAAUCAUCCAGAAACCAGUGCCUGGCCCAUCAAUGGAACAUGUCAAGUCAGAAACUAUUCCCUCUCCUGCCAAAGCAGUCCAUAACCUGGCAGGAGAUGCAGAACCAGAAUUGGGCAAUGAAAAAGAACUACACAGGAGUGUAUCUCCUUUACCUGGAGAGAAGCCAUUAGAAGAGCCGCAAAUGGUUCAGUCAAAGGUUGUAGAUGAUGCUAGUGAGAGAGGGAAACUAGCAUCUGAAGUGAAAAUACACACACCAAUAAAACCCCUCUUCUCAACCCAGAAAAAUGAAGAACCUCAACCUCCAGAGUCACUUGAGGUGACAGAAAAGCUGCCCAAGCAGCCCAAGGCAGUUGAGCCAGGCCUUUCUGAGGGAAAGGGAAAGAAAGGAAUUUCAUCUUUCACGUCAUGGAUGUCCAGUUUGUUUUUUGGAUCGAGCACUCCGGAUAACAAAGUUGCUGAAAAAGAAGAUUUAGAAACUCAGCCAAGUCCAUCUGUAGAAAAAUUAGCAACUGCGAUAGAGCCUAAAAGUACAGCUGCAGCUGACUUUAGUACAACUGGGAAACCAACUGAUCAUCUAUUACCAGAGGCAGAACUUAAGACUGUUCAAGAAUCCAGAGAAACUUUAGUUAAAUCUGGUGAAGGUCAAAACUUUAAAGAAAAACCUACAUUUUUAUCAAAUGUAGAAGCUUUACAGCAGCCAAAAUCCAGGUUUGAGGUGCCUAGUAAAGAUUAUGGGAAGAAAGAAAUCCUAGACUAUUCAAAGGAAAUGGACCUACACACAGUAGUUACCUCUCCUGAUGGUGAGGAACACCUUGGAAUUCAAUCUUCUACCAUGGGUGAGGAAUCUAGUAGGGAAGAAGUGGAAAAUGCUGUUCCUCUUCAUGUAACUGAUAGUAAUAGGGCCCAGAAGCCAGAAAUCGCUCCUCCAUCUAAAUGGAAUAUUUCUAUUUUUAAGGAAGAGCCAAGAAGCAGUCAAAAGGAAAAGCCACUCUUUUCAUUUGAUGCAGGAGAUCAGGUGCCACAACAGCCAAAAUCAGCUUCAACGAGCUUCACAAGUAAAAAUGUCAUGAAGGAAUCAGAGAAGCCAGAGACAAUAAUUUUGCCAGUAGAAGAAUCUGAAAGCAGUUUAAUUGAUCUUGGUGAAGACAGACUGAAGAAAAAAAUGCCAACACCUACUUCCUUGAAAAUUUCUGAAGAGGAAAUAAAAUUCAGUUCUGUUAGUCCAACUGAGGAGAAAGAUAACUUAGAAACCAGAUCAUGUUCCUUUGCAGAAAAGAAGGUUCUAGCAGAAAAACAAGAAAUUAUGGCCCCGUUAGAGCACAGAGAUAACAACAGAAUAGGGAAGGCAGAAAUCACACAUGGCUCUAUCUCUAUUAAACUGGAAGAAUCAAAAGCUGCUGCUGUUCUGCAGCAAGUCUAUCAAAGUGAAGAGCACAAAGAAAGACACAAAAUUAUUGAGGAGGAGAAAGGAAAAGAAGAAAAGCAGUUACAUGCAUUUUCAGAAGGAGAGAAGCAGCAGGAAAUUCAGUCUUAUUCUGCAAAUGCAGCCAGGUUUAUGUCUGAAGAAUUAGAUAACUCUUUGGGUGAAACUCAACCAUUUUCAUUAAUUAAAACUACAUCAAUUAUAGAAAAAUCAGAAACCAUUAUUUCAGAGGCUCACCCAGCAAUCAGGGAACCAAGGGCAGUAGGAACCGAACCACAUCCAUUAGAAAGUAAUGUUUUGGUGGAGAAAACCAAGACUUUCCUUCCAGUGGAUCUUCCUUAUCACGAUGAAAUAGAUGACCACUCUUUACCGAAGGAAGGUAAUCUAGUAUUGGAAGAGUCAAGGAAGGGUAUGUUGAGACACAGUGAAGAAAAGGCACAGGUCACAGUGUUAGAAUCAUCAAAAGGUGGUUCAGUAGGUAUCGCAAAAGAAAGUAUGAAACAAGGAUCUCCAUCUAAAGAAUCUGAAAGGAUUUUAGUCUGUCCUUUUGAUGAAACAAAGAGCUUAGAAACACUGCCAUAUUUGUUGUCAUCUGUGAAAGAACAAAUGCUUAUUUCAGAAACUUCUUCUGAAAUUAGUACAGUGAAGAAACAAGAAAUGCCAUGGUCAGAAUUGACUGCAGACAGGCAUACAGUACAUGCUAUUCAAACAUUUAAAGAUCUAACAUCUGAAAUGUCUAAACAAUCUGUUCUUGUUUCAAAGCACCACUUGGAGGCUGUGAAAGAUGUCCAUGUAAAUGAACCACAAUCUUCAGCACGCAGCAACUAUGCCCAAUUUAUAACUAAUGCAACAAUUAAUACUGAUGAAACAGUUUCUAUUAGAGACAUAUCUGAAGAGCCUGAAGACCCCUAUGUAAAAGAUGGAACACUAACAAUGACUAGUAAGCCAGCUGGAUUUUCAGAAGAUCAAAAGAGUGCCUUUAGUAUCAUUUCUGAAGGCUGUGAGAUACUGAAUAUUCAUGCUUCUGCAUUUAUUCCUUCAGUUGAUCAGGAAGAAAGUGAAAAAAUGCAAGAUAAGUUAGAAUAUUUGGAAGAGAAGACCUCAUUUAAACCUGUAUCUCUCCUUGACAAUAGUGAGGCAGUUGCUUUCCAUAAAACAGGAAAGAGUAAGUUAGGAGAUUCUGAUAAAAAACUUACAUCAUUGAAAGAAAAUAAACAACAGGAAACUCAUAACACAGAAGAGGAGAUGUCCACAGAUUCAGAAACUGGUGAUGUAGCCUUUAAUCAGCUCACAAAUCCCAGUGAAGAGGAUUAUUUUGAAAAAUAUACAUUGAUUGAUUAUAACAUCUCUCCAGACCCAGAAAAACAGAAAGCUCCAUGGAAAUUAAGUGUUGAAGCAGAACUCUCAAAGGAAGUUACAGAAGAUAUUAUCACUUUCCCAGAAAGUUCCGAGGAAAGUACCCUAGAACAUGAAUAUGACUUGGUGAAAUUAGAUGAGAGUUUUUAUGGAAUGGAAAAGGACUACAGCAAAUCAUCUCACUCAGAGACCCACAAGCCUUUGGGUAUCCAAAGGUCAGCUGACAGAGACACUCCAAAGAACAUAAAUAGAGAUGUGGACUUGAAGUUGCAUGGGAUGCCUUUAUUUGAUGCAGAGGAAAGUGUUUUGUCACGAACCCAGAUAUUUCCUACCACUGCUAAAGCCAUUAAUCCUGAACUUCUAGAGGAGCCACCUGCACUUGCAUUUUUAUACAAGGAUCUAUAUGAAGAAGCAGUUGGAGAGAAAAAGAAGGAAGGGGAGACAGCUUCUGAAGGUGACAGCGUGAAUUCUGAGGCAUCAUUUCCAAGCAGAAAUUCUGAUCCUGAUGAUGGAACAGGAAUAUAUUUUGAGAAGUACAUACUCAAAGAUGACAUUCUCCAUGACUUAUCUGUAACUCAAAAGGACCAAGGCCAACGUCUAGAAGAAAAGCUAGUCAGCAAGGAUGACUCAUACCAACCACUAGCUGCAGCAGGCGAUGCUUGGGGGAGGUUUGGACCUAUCAUGGGGGAGAAGAGUGUGGAAGAGGAACAGAAAGCUGCUUACAGGGAAGGAGAAUCAGUAGACCAUGUGGAGACCCUUGACAAGGUAGCUGUGCAGAAGAAAGCUCCCAUCACUGAGGAAGUCACAGUGGUUACACAGCAGAUAAGCUAUGCAGUUCCAUUUGCAGACACCCAUCAUGUCCUAGAGAGAGUAGAUGAAACAAGCAGUCAGAGUAAUGAAGCAGGAAAUGCAAGUCCAGAAGUCAAUCUGAAUGUCCCAGUACAAGUGUCCUUCCCAGAUGAAGAACUUGCAUCUGGUACAGCUUGUGUUCAAGAAACACUGCAAGAAGAACCUACAAUAAUGGUCCCACCUGAACCAAGAGAAGAUAGGCUGCGCAAUAGCCCUGUUCAGGAUGAGUAUGAAUUUUCUGAGUACCUGAAUUAUGAAGUGUUUUCUCAAGACACUCAAUCAGAAGAACUGUAUUCAGAAUCCACACCUGAAGAUAUGUUAUCUCAAGGAAAGGAAUCUUUUGAACACGUCAGUGAAAAUGAAUUUGUGAGUGAGGUAGAACAAAGUAUGUCUGCUGAACAGAGUGAGUUGGGCAGAGAAAGGACAGAACAAGACCAAUUAUCAUCAGAGUUAAUAAGUGAGAAGGAACAAAAGGAACCAAAAAGGGCCCAGGUUGACACAUACUGCUACACUUGCAAAAGCCCGGUUUCUGCUGUUGACAAGAUGCUUGGCACCCAUGAAGACCAUGAGGUCUCAACACUUGAUACAGCUAUAAGUGCUGUAAAGGUUCAGUUGGCAGAAUUUCUAGAAAAUUUACAAGAAAAGUCCUUGAGGAUUGAAGCCUUUGUUAGUGAGAUAGAAUCCUUUUUUAAUACCAUUGAGGAAAACUGUAGUAAAAACAAGAAAAGACUAGAAGAACAGAAUGAGGAAAUGAUAAAGAAGGUUUUAGCACAGUAUGAUGAGAAAGCCCAGAGCUUUGAGGAAGUGAAGAAAAAGAAGAUGGAGUUCCUGCAUGAUCAGAUGGUCCACUUUCUGCAGAGCAUGGACACCGCCAAGGACACCCUGGAGACCAUCGUCAGGGAAGCAGAGGAGCUUGAUGAGACUGUGUUCCUGACUUCAUUUGAGGAAAUCAAUGAAAGGUUGCUUUCUGCAAUGGAGAGUACUGCUUCUUUAGAGAAAAUGCCUGCUGCAUUUUCACUUUUUGAACAUUAUGAUGACAGCUCAGCAAGAAGUGACCGGAUGUUAAAACAAGUGGCUGUUCCACAGCCUCCGAAAUUAGAGCCUCAGGAACCAAAUUCUGCCACCAGCACAACAAUUGCAGUUUACUGGAGCAUGAACAAGGAAGAUGUCAUUGACUCAUUCCAGGUUUACUGCAUGGAGGAGCCACAAGAUGACCAAGAAGUCAAUGAGUUGGUAGAAGAAUACAGACUGACAGUGAAAGAAAGCUACUGUAUUUUUGAAGAUUUGGAACCUGACCGAUGCUAUCAAAUAUGGGUGAUGGCUGUGAACUUCACCGGAUGUAGCCUGCCCAGUGAAAGGGCAGUUUUUAGAACAGCACCCUCCACACCUGUGAUCCGAGCUGAGGACUGUACUGUGUGUUGGAACACAGCCACCAUCCGAUGGCGGCCUGCCAACCCAGAGGGCCCUGAGACCUAUACUCUGGAGUACUGCAGACAGCACUCUCCAGAGGGCGAGGGUCUCAGAUCUUUCUCUGGAAUUAAAAGACUCCAGCUGAAAGUUAACCUCCAACCCAAUGAUAAUUAUUUUUUCUAUGUGAGAGCCAUCAAUGCAUUUGGGGCAAGUGAGCAGAGUGAAGCUGCCCUCAUUUCCACCAAAGGAACCAGAUUUCUCUUGUUGAGAGAAACGGCUCAUCCUGCUCUGCAGAUUUCCUCAGAUGGGACAGUGAUUAGCUUCUCUGAGAGGAGACGGCUGACAGACAUCCCAUCAGUGCUGGGUGAGGAGCUGCCUGCCUGUGGGCAGCAUUACUGGGAGACCACGGUCACGGACUGCCCAGCUUAUCGCCUUGGCAUCUGCUCCGGCUCUGCCAUGCAGGCGGGGGCCGUGGGACAAGCGGAGGCCUCAUGGUACAUGCACUGCUCGGGGCCGCAGAGAUACACAUUUUUCUACAGUGGCAUUGUGAGCGAUGUUCAUGUGACCGAGCAUCCUGCCAGAGUGGGCAUUCUACUGGACUACAAUAACCAGAGGCUUCUGUUUAUUAAUGCUGAAAGUGGACAGUUGCUCUUCAUCAUUAGGCACAGGUUUAAUGAGGGUGUUCACCCUGCCUUUGCCCUGGAGAAACCUGGAAAAUGUACUUUGCACCUGGGAAUCAAGCCGCCAGAUUCCACAAGACACAAGUGAUCACUGACCUACAGAGUUUGUUAGAGCAAUAAUUCAAAACCUGGGGGUUUGUUGUUCCUUCCCUUGGGUGCUGUACGUCAUUCAGAAUAUCUCCCACACAUUCACACUAGUAAUAGCCACAUAUACAGUGAUCAACACGUGAACAACACACCAUGAAAACCUUGGCAUUUUAGGGGAGUAUGAGAGCAAAGAGGAUGGAAAAACAACCUCCACCUUUUGCUUUGUAUAUUUAGUUGUUCCCUAUAUUAAAGCAUUUAUAAAGACUUGAGAACCAAAAUAGAGAAAAGGAUUUCCACCUGUUUCAUAGGUAAAAGAAAUUCUUGAUGGACAGGUCUGAGUGAAGGGAAGGUUGUGCUAGUAACACAUCUCCUCUGACAAGAAACACUGACUUUUCCACAAGAAAAAUGUCACCUCACUUCACUAACGGAUGAUGAAUCCUAAUCAUUAGAGAAAGUGUUUUAGCCAUUUUAAGUUGAUAAUGAACUGUUUUGUAAAAGUAUAUGCUGUAGAACACAAGUCUCUUUUCCCUGAAAUUUUAAAUGUAGACAAGUACUAGAUAUUAGAAAUUUCCGUUUUGUUAAAUAAAUGGUUAGAGUCUAUAAAACAAAA
Molecule: messenger RNA, 13391 nt
Organism: Manis pentadactyla (Chinese pangolin)
Lineage: Eukaryota; Metazoa; Chordata; Mammalia; Pholidota; Manidae
Gene: CMYA5
Product: cardiomyopathy associated 5
Exons: 13
Coding region: 852-12782 (3976 amino acids)
Molecular function (GO): protein binding
Source: RefSeq, a predicted model, not a curated record